AUGCACGAGGACGAAUUACGCUCAUCCAAAGGCCGCGAAGAACGACGCCGCAGUCGUGACCGGGACCGGGACCGUGAUCGCGGAUAUGACCGCAGCAGAGACCGACAUCGAUUGCGUGACAAUAGCAGUCGGGAUAAAAGUCGCGACUAUCGACGUGAUGAUCACCGUGACGAACGUUACAGAAUGGAUCGUUACAGAAAUGACAAAGAUCGCGGACGAUAUCAUAAUCCACACGAACGGGAACGAAGUCAUAAAAGUUCCAGAAGAGAUCGCAGUCGAAGUAAAAGCCGCGAUAGUCGUCGUCGCAGAAGUCGAUCCCGGUCUCGCGAUCGUAAGCAUAGAAGAGUUCGUGAUCGAUCUCAACGCGAUUUGUCAGUCGAAAUCGAGCAAGAGUUGCAACAUUUAAGAAAAUUGUCUGAUAUGAAGCAGGCCGCAGAAGUUGAGUUAGAAUUAAAAAAUCAAAAAGAGACUGAAAGUGAGUCCCAAACGUCAAAUGCCGCGGAAACUUCAAGGAAUCAAAGCUCCUCACAUGUUAGCAGAGAAAAGCAGAAAAAUGAUUUGAAUAAAAUAUUCAACAGCAACAGCAAAACCGAUUAUGUACCGGAAAUUCAAACCGAAGAGGAACGCAUAGAAUUCCAGAAAAAGAUGCAAGAAAAAUUGCAAGCCCAUUUGGCGGCAGAAGGAAAACUUUACCCGCGGCCGAAACCUUCGCCAGCAAUCAAUUCAAUAACUGGGUUUGCCAAUGAUGGUUCAUUUUUAGAAAUGUUUAAAAAAAUGCAAGAACAAGCGCAGCUUGCCAGUGGCUUAGCUAUGCCAGCUGCAGUUGAUGAUAAUUCAGCAUUGCAGUACUAUGCUGGCAGCACGGCUCAAACUAUUUAUCCAGCAAUCACGACUACAGUCCAACAACAGCAACAGCAUCCGGUUCCCAUAUCGAUUGUUGGUCGACGACGUGGCGGAAAGAUCCUCAAAACGGGCAUCGUAAAAAAGCCGAAACCAAUCGAGGAGUCCUUUUCGGAAACUCCGAACGAUGCGUGGAAUCUUUAUCUGUUGGAAGUGAAAAAAUAUAAGAACGCUUCUUGUGAUGCAGAUUCUAAAACACGACCAUUAGUCAAAUAG
Molecule: messenger RNA, 1116 nt
Organism: Wyeomyia smithii (pitcher-plant mosquito)
Lineage: Eukaryota; Metazoa; Arthropoda; Insecta; Diptera; Culicidae
Product: pre-mRNA-splicing factor 38B
Exons: 1
Coding region: 1-1116 (371 amino acids)
Molecular function (GO): 3'-5' exonuclease activity; 5'-3' exonuclease activity
Source: RefSeq, a predicted model, not a curated record